UUAAAUCUUUUGGCCCUGGUGAGAGGAUCAAUUUAGCAAGCUUGUUUGAACACUGGCCUCUAAUUUCAAAGCUAUUUCUGGAUGGAUACCUUCUCGAGGUACAAUCUCUUUUAAGAUUUCAAUUCUUAUUUCCCGAACAAUGUGUUUAGGUUGCAUUAUCAUUUUUCUCUGUGCUGGUAAGCUAUUGGCUGCAGGCUCUAUUAUGAGUGCACUUCCAGUUAAAAUCAACUACUUGAGGGAUCUUACACUAUUUCAAAUUAACUUUACCGAUCUGGUACAAAUCUCCAGCAUCCUUUGCUUGCUUCACAGCUCUCCUAGGGUGCAUAGCCUUGAAAUUUUGACGAACGUUGCAAGAGCGACUGCUGACAACAACCUCGUUUUACAGUAUUUGCAAGAGCGUAGCUGCAUGAGCAAGGAGAUUAACAGUUUGCGGGCUUUGAAGAUGAAAUAUUUCCAGGGGUCAAGAGCUCAAAUGCUUUUUGUAAAGCUAAUACUUGCGUGCUGCCCGGCUUUAGAAAGGGUUAGUUUUGUGGACAAGAAAGUAGAGGCAUCGGAGGUCUGUAAUAUUUUGAAAGAGUUAGUGGUAUUCCCUCGAGCUUCAAGGAAAGCACAAAUCAUAUUCUGAAUUUGUGACAAAAAUUAUUUGGUUAAAGUUUU
Molecule: messenger RNA, 657 nt
Organism: Ipomoea nil (Japanese morning glory)
Lineage: Eukaryota; Viridiplantae; Streptophyta; Magnoliopsida; Solanales; Convolvulaceae
Exons: 2
Coding region: 140-625 (161 amino acids)
Source: RefSeq, a predicted model, not a curated record